This is a messenger RNA of Mytilus californianus (California mussel), 744 nucleotides long. RefSeq lists its product as uncharacterized. NCBI's taxonomy places the organism in Eukaryota, Metazoa, Mollusca, Bivalvia, Mytilida, Mytilidae. Bases 115 to 429 code for a protein of 104 amino acids. The transcript has 6 exons. The record is from RefSeq and is a predicted model, not a curated record.
GUCCAUGGUAUGUUGAUACACAACAUUGGCUUUACGCAACAAUUCUUGAAGUUGGCUGUACAACUGAAUAUACAUUUGGUAAAAAACAUUAGAAGAAUAACAUAACUUAGAAGGAUGUUGUUUACAGUAAAAGUUAUGCUGAUUUUAAGCUUAUCAACAGAAUACGCGAAUACCAGAUCAUAUUCCUGUGGAAACAACGUAUUAAGUUUAGGUGACAACAAAUUAAUCAGUUUAGAAGCAAAUCAGUUUUCGUCGACCCGAAAUUUAAAAUAUUUGAUAGAAGUGAAAGCUGGAUCAUGUGCUGAUUUUAAUAAAGAUACUGAAAUCACAAAGUUUAAUACAACAGACUGCCAGGUGAUAACGGAACUGAAUAAUUCUGUUCUUAUACUUUGUGUGAAAAAAAAGACUAAUGGAAAGAAAAGAAAAUAACCAAAAAGGAAAGGACGAUAUUGAUAUUUGUCAGCAUAUCAAGAAGAUUAGAAAUAAACGGCAUUUAACUGGCAACAAAAGAUAACUAUAAUUCAUCGUAGUCAUUGUGGAAAAUUUUUUAAUUACUUUCAUCUGAAUUUUAUAGGAGGUGUGUUUUAGGUUUUCUUUUUUCUUCCAUCCUAUCACACAGUUUUGUGCUUAAUCAAUUAGAGUCCACCCAUGAAGGUUUUUUUUAUAUAUUCACACUAUUCAAAUAUACAUUUGUUGUAGUUUAAUAAAGUAGAGUUCAAGCAUAAAGAUUUUGUGGUUUACAUU